UUUCUCUGCGACGGGAUGUUCUGUCACCCUCCUGGCCGGAAGUGGGGCUUCUACAGUAGUUUUGCAAGCAUACACGUGGUUUCGCUGAUCGUACAAGAUGUCGUUAGAUCGAGUAGUAAAGCCCAAGACAAGGAGAGCAAAACGUUUUAUUGAGCAAAGGGGCCCAAAAAUCAAUGAAAAUGUGAAAAAUGCAAUGCUUGUCAAAGGAGGAAAUGCAAGCAACCUGGUGACACAAGCACUGAAAGAUAUUUAUGCCUUGAAGAAGCCUUAUUGUGUCCUCUAUAAGAAGAAAAAUAUGACCAGACCAUUUGAGGAUCAAACUUCACUGGAGUUUUUCUCGAAGAAGUCUGACUGUUCACUGUUUAUAUUUGGCUCCCACAACAAGAAGCGUCCUCACAACUUGAUUUUUGGCCGGAUGUUUGACUAUCACGUACUUGAUAUGAUUGAACUGGGUGUGGAGAAGUUUGUUUCCUUAAAGGACAUAAAGAAUUGCAAGUGCCCCGAAGCAACCAAACCUAUGCUGAUCUUUGCUGGGGAUGCAUUUGAAAUAAACGAAGACUACAGGCGACUCAAAAACCUUUUCAUUGACUUCUUCAGAGGGCCAGAUAUAACUGGUGUUCGUCUGGCCGGCUUGGAGCAUGUCCUGCAUUUCACAGCAGUGGAUGGAAAGGUUUUCAUGCGCAGUUACAAGGUUUUGUUGAAAAAAUCUGGAUGCAGAACUCCAAGAAUUGAACUGGAAGAAAUGGGACCCUCGUUUGAUUUUGUAAUGAGAAGAACUCACCUUGCUUCUGAUGACCUGUAUAAACUUUCCAUGAAACGUCCUAAGGCCCUUAUGGCAAAGAAAAAGAAGAACAUAUCCCAUGACACAUUUGGUACACAGUAUGGACGCAUCCACAUGCAAAAGCAGGACCUUGGUAAGCUGCAGACACGCAAAGUGAAAGGACUGAAGAAGAGACGAGCAGAAAAAACAGUCGAUGGAGAACAAAAGGCAAAGAAAAUAAAGCAGAACUAGCUGAAGAAGUAUUCGCCUUUUAUGAGGACUUUGUCACGAGCUCAUGUAAUGACGCUGAUUUCUUGUUGGACUACCCAGCACAAAUACCAGAGGAGAUGUUUUCAGCAUGAUGAAUAAGAACAGUACUGGGGUGGGUAACGUGAGCUGACUGUGGGGUUUCGUUUUGCCAGUACCCCAAAUCAAUUAUUAACGGUGGCAGAAUAUUGCAACCCUAGAAGGAAAGGCAACAGCGUAAUGGUACAGGUGGAACCCAGUAUUUUGUUUCUUUGAUGCAAUGAUAUUCAAUGAGAAUGUUUCUGUUUAUUUUUCUCUGUAUUAAACAAUUAUAAUCUUGUA
Molecule: messenger RNA, 1348 nt
Organism: Spea bombifrons (plains spadefoot toad)
Lineage: Eukaryota; Metazoa; Chordata; Amphibia; Anura; Pelobatidae
Gene: RPF2
Product: ribosome production factor 2 homolog
Exons: 10
Coding region: 98-1012 (304 amino acids)
Biological process (GO): maturation of LSU-rRNA from tricistronic rRNA transcript (SSU-rRNA, 5.8S rRNA, LSU-rRNA); ribosomal large subunit assembly
Cellular component (GO): nucleolus
Molecular function (GO): rRNA binding
Source: RefSeq, a predicted model, not a curated record